This is a messenger RNA of Symbiodinium necroappetens, 741 nucleotides long. Lineage: Eukaryota; Dinophyceae; Suessiales; Symbiodiniaceae. The record is from the annotation of a GenBank genome assembly.
UUGACACGGGUGCUUUGGGAUGAGCUUCUCCCUCAACUGGAACAAAGCCCAAAGGCCUCGCCACAGGCGGUGUUGGCACUCCUUGAACCCUUCGUCGGUCUGGCAGAGGGUUCGUACGUUGAGGGUUUAGUUCGAAGCGUCCAUGAGAAUGUGUUCCGAAGGGUGCCAGAUGAUUUGGUGAAGCAGCUGCAGAAGAGAUUGCUGGCUGCGGCUAACGGCGCAGCAACACAGAAGAAUCGAGAGGCACUCUGCGACAUGGUGGCAGAGCUUGAGAAGAGGUGCCUCAACGCCACUGCCAAGCAAGCGCCCGACAAGGCAAGCCUUCCUUCUGAAGGAGCGGCUUCCAAAGAGGAGCGGAGCGAGCGAAGUUGCAAAAAGAAGCGGAAGCGAAAGGUCCGUGCCACUGCCGAGAGUCAGGAGAGGGUGAACGUCUCACCUCUCGUGCUUCCAAAGGCAGCUUUGCCCCUCAGAUCGAAAGUCCUUGCGCAGAAGAAGAAGAAGCGGCAGCGGAGGCUUGGAAUCGAGAAGGAAGCUGCAAAACACGCCCAAGAAGUCCAGGUGCAACGCAAGGGCCAGCCCGAGGUCUUUCCGCAGCUUUCGAGUGCAGCGACAAGGAAGAGGAAGAAGACCAAAAGGAAAGUGUCCUUCGACCUGAUCAAAAACGAGGUCGUCAGGUUCUCCGAGAAGACACCAGUCUCGAAGAUGAAGGAGAUGCCGCGAACAAGAGCGAAGAGGAGGUGA